Molecule: messenger RNA, 1870 nt
Organism: Ruditapes philippinarum (Manila clam)
Lineage: Eukaryota; Metazoa; Mollusca; Bivalvia; Venerida; Veneridae
Product: homeobox protein engrailed-like SMOX-2
Exons: 3
Coding region: 317-1318 (333 amino acids)
Biological process (GO): animal organ development; regulation of transcription by RNA polymerase II
Cellular component (GO): nucleus
Molecular function (GO): RNA polymerase II cis-regulatory region sequence-specific DNA binding; DNA-binding transcription factor activity, RNA polymerase II-specific
Source: RefSeq, a predicted model, not a curated record
CGGGAAUUUGAAUAUAAAUUGUGUUUAUUUUAGCUAAACGUCCCAUUUGCCAUAAGAUUCAUAAACCAUUGUCUCUUUCGUCAAAUUCUAUAAACGCUCGGAACAUCAGCACUUUGAAGUUUGCUGUUUCCGAGAAACAUUUUCAUCUUUAGAGGUUAUACAUAAACUUUUACAAUAAAUAAUUCUACAAAUAUGAAAAUUGUUUCGGAAUUACUGAUUCUUAUUUAUGUUUAAACUGGCUAUGUAAUUGCAUAGACAAUUUCAGAAUAGAUAUUUUUGUGAGAUAACUUUAAAAUAAAAUUUGAUAAUUAAAAAAAUGGCGGACAUUAGUGACUGUGAAGAGGCGGAAAAGGGGUGUAUAAUUAAAGAUACACCACAUGUGCACGGCAAUUCAGGCACUAAAAAUCAAAACAACUGUAUGGAGAUUGAUGGCGAAAGAGAAAAAGACAUUAACUCGAAUGAUGAUUACAAAACAAAAGAAUCAGACACGCAUAUAGACAAUAAGGAGAGUAAUGAACUGGAUGAAAAGAAAAACAAUCUGACUAAAAGUUCACAUCUUAGAUUUGGAAUUGAAGCGAUUCUAAAAGUGAAAGCUGAGGUGACAGAUAAACUUCGUGACAAGAUUGCUAACUCUGAUUCUAUCUAUACACACACAGAACUAGUACCAACCGACCAAACACAAAUAGAUCAUAAUGAAAUUGAUGACGAUAUAAGUGUUGACUCAGAUGAAGAUGGAAUAGAUCACGUUGAUGAGAAUGAUGACAUCGGAGACACGUGUCUUUCUCACGUGCCUUUACCGGCGUCGUUUCAAGCACUGCGUGCAGACGACAACUCAUAUUUCACGUCUCAGAAUCUUUUUACUUCCGGGAGAAUCAAUUUAGACUUACCAUGGUCACCAGCUAUUCUAAACGAUUUGAGAAAAGACAGAUUUGGUCCAAUACGGAGGAUUGGUCACCCGUACCAGAACCGUACACCGCCAAAACGUAAGAAGCCACGUACAUCUUUCACCCGUUUACAAAUUUUAGAAUUAGAGAAAAGGUUCGAAAGACAAAAAUAUCUGGCAUCAUCCGAGAGAUCGUCGCUGGCCAAGACCCUGAAAAUGUCUGAUGCGCAAGUGAAAACAUGGUUUCAGAACCGACGCACAAAAUGGCGACGACAAACAGCAGAAGAACGUGAACUUGAGAGACAGGCAGCCAAUCGUCUGCUUCUAAGUUUUCAGUCCGAUCCUGUUCACCGGAAGUCGAUGAUUAUUUCUACAGACAGGAUGUGCCUUAGUCAGCUUCAGCGUUUCCAGGAGGAAAGAUCCACGGAUAUUUAAAUACAAAAUCAUUUUAUUAGACAAAUUCUGUUCUUCAUGUAUACAAUGUUCAGUUGAUGGAAAAACUGUCUGUGGAAAGGUUUAGAAAUAUCAUUAAUACGGAUUACUUCAUUAUGUCUUAUGCGAUUUAAAGUUGAAAAUAUUGCAAAAUAAUAUUUAAGAAUUUGAAAUAUCUUAAUUAACCACCCAAUUUCAAUUUUUUGCUGUAUUAUAAGAUUCAUUCAAGCUUUUAUAUAAGAACAUAUGCAUAAAUCUUUUAAAAGUGUCUGAUUGUUGGUCUUGUACAUGUAUAAGCAUCAAACUGAGCAAGUGAGAUUAUUCAGGUAUUUGAAUAAUAUGAUUCUUUUUUUCUUUUUGUUGCUUACAGAAGGACGUAUGUUCAUUAUAUUAAAUAAAUUCUACAUAUAAUUAUAUAUGUUCAUACAUGUAUAGAAAAAUAUAUGGUUUAAUCGUCUCUGUUUUUUUUGUUACCUUAAUAAGAAAAACAAAGCAUCGUUAAUUUAUUUAUCACAUACUCAUACAUGUUUUGUGACUCCGCAAUAAUGGUAUUGC